AGCUUUAAUUGUGGCUCAUCAACGAUCGGCGAAAUGCCAAAAUUCGCGCAAAUUAUAAAUACCCACACCUCCCCCAGCCUUUCCUUUCCUUUCUCUUCCUGCUUUCCAACGACAACGAACAAAGUCGUUUCUACUGUCAACUCAAAAACUAAUCGGUAGAGAAAAAACACCAUAAUCAGAUCAGCUACAAUUUCCACCAAAUCAACACUUCCAAUUUCUGUUUCUCUACCCUUAUCUCUCUCCAUAAUGAGCUCUCCGGCGAUUCCUGGAGGCACCGGCUUGUUUACUGGAUUCACAAGGCUAUGCAAGGGUUUGGCUGUGGUUCUUAUCGCCGGUCACAUUGUAGUUCAGAUUGUGCCUCCGGCUGUUUCCUAUCUCGCUCUUAUUCCGGCGAAGACAAUUCCUUUUGCAUGGAACCUCAUAACAGCUGGUUACAUUGAACAAUCAAUAUAUGGGGUGGUUGUCAGCACUUUAUGUCUCCUUAUUAUGGGGAAGCUACUUGAACCUGUGUGGGGUUCCAAGGAGUUCUUGAAGUUCAUUUUCAUAGUCAACUUCCUCACUUCUGUGUGUGUUUUUAUUAUAACUAUUGCAUUGUACUACAUAACUAGGCAGGAAAAUUACCUUUAUUUGCCCAUAUCUGGCUUCCAAGGGGUCUUAUCAGGUUUCUUGGUUGGUAUUAAGCAAAUUAUACCUGAUCAAGAGCUGUCUGUAUUAAGACUAAAGGCAAAGUGGUUUCCAUCUCUUGCACUCGUGCUAGCUAUUGUUGUAAGCUUCUUUACACCAGAGUCAACAGCAUACCUUCCAACCAUUAUAUUUGGCACAUACGUGAGCUGGAUUUACCUAAGAUACCUACAAAGGAAACCAGAAACAAAACUUAGGGGUGAUCCAAAUGAUGAUUUUGCAUUCUCCACUUUCUUCCCUGAAUUUCUUAGGCCAGUCAUUGAUCCAAUUGCAUCAAUAUUCCAUCGGAUGCUUUGUGGAAGGUCUGAAACUUUGACUGAAGCACAAGGCUAUACUCUAGGAGGUGCUCCAUUGCCUGGUUCAGAUCCCAUUGAGGCAUCUAGGAGGAGAGAAAGGGGAGCUAGAGCACUGGAGGAAAGAUUGGCAGCUGAGAGGUUGGCUGCUGCAAGAAGCGCGGAUGAGUCAAAAAAAGAUGCAUCAGAGAAUGUUUGAUAGCUCGGAAACUCUCAAGAACCCAAACAGCAAGUGAAAAGUUGUAUUUUGAUCAACACUUAACAGAAUUUGUGCAGUAUUUGGAGAUCAGACUUUUUCUGGUUUCUAGAUAGCAGUUUUGUGAUUCAUAUUUCUGUGGAUUAUUAUUGUUAUCAUUCUUAUUGUAAAAAUUCUUGCUACAACAUGUCUUUUUUUUUUUUGGUUUUGUUUCAUUAUGACUUGGUCUUUGUCUAAAACAUACGAAGAAUAAAUUCUAAUCAACUAAUUUCCUAUGC
This is a messenger RNA of Jatropha curcas, 1448 nucleotides long. Its product is annotated as rhomboid protein-like protein. Gene Ontology annotation, cellular component: membrane; Golgi apparatus. Gene Ontology annotation, biological process: retrograde vesicle-mediated transport, Golgi to endoplasmic reticulum. Lineage: Eukaryota; Viridiplantae; Streptophyta; Magnoliopsida; Malpighiales; Euphorbiaceae. The record is from RefSeq and is a predicted model, not a curated record.